AUGGAUGUCCACUCUGUGUCUCAGCCGCAGUCUCUGUCUUUGCAGGAACUGAGCCCAGAAUGUGGCUUGAACAAUCGGAUAAAGGCAAUCGGCCAAAUCUGCGAGGUGGCAAAAACGAAAAAGUUUGAAGAGCAUGCAGUGGAAGCCAUCUGGAAAGUAGUAGCGGAUAUGCUGCAGCCGGAUCGACCAGCUGAGGCCAGACACGCUGUGCUUCAUCUGCUGAAGGCGAUUAUUCAAGGGCAGGGGGAGAGGCUGGGGAUUCUCCGUGCUCACUUCUUUAAAGUGAUAAAAGAUUAUCCUUCUAAUGAAGACCUGCAUGAACGGCUUGAAGUGUUCAAGGCUCUUACGGAUAAUGGAAGAUACAUAAUGUAUUUGGAAGAAGAAUUGGCUGAAUUUGUCAUUCAAUGGAUGCAAGUUGGUUUGACUUCAGAAUUCCUUCUGGUGCUAGUCAACUUGGUUAAGUUCAACAGCUGCUACUUAGAUGAUUAUAUUACUGUCAUGGUCCGCACAAUCUGCUUUUUGUGCAUCCAGACAUCUUCUGCGAUUGAUAUUGAAGUUUCCCUGCAAGUUCUGGAUGCUGUGGUGUGUUAUAACCACCUGCCUUCUGAAACUCUCCCUGUCUUUAUUGUUACCUUGUGCUGGACCAUCAACGUAAAGGAACUCUGUGAGCCAUGCUGGAAGCUCAUGAGAAACCUGUUGGGAACUCACUUGGGUCACAGUGCCAUUUAUAACAUGUGCCGAAUCAUGGAGGACAAAACCUACAUGGAAGAUGCAGUCCUGCUGCGAGGGGCUGUGUUCUUCGUGGGAAUGGCCUUGUGGGGAGCGCACCGGCUGCAGUCCCUCAAAAACUCACCCACGUCAGUGCUGCCCUCUUUCCUGAAGGCCAUGACAUGUCCAAAUGCCGUUGUGUCUUAUGAAAUAGUUCUCUCCAUCACAAGGCUGAUCAAGAAGUAUGGAAAGGGUCUCCAAGCGGUCACUUGGGACAUCCUCCUGGACAUCAUUGAGCUGUUACUCCAGCAGCUGCAGACCUUGGAAAGUCAGGAACUGAAAUCUAUUGUCCAUGAUUUGCUGACCACCGUGGAGGAACUGUGUGACCAAAAUGACUUCCAUGGAUCUAAGGAGAGAUACUUCGAGCUUGUGGAGAAAUGUGCCAACGAAAGACCUGAAUCUUCUGUUCUGAACCUGAUAACGUACCGAGCUCAGUCCAUCCACCCAGCGAAGGAUGGAUGGAUUCACAACCUACAACUCUUGAUGGAGAGGUUCUUCAGAAACGAAAGUCGGAGUGCUGUUCGCAUCAAUGUUUUGCAUGUCCUGUCUUUUGUCCUGAGUGUCAACCGGCAGUUUUAUGAGGAGGAGUUGAUUAACUUGGUGGUCAUCUCCCAGCUGACUCACAUCCCAGAAGAUAAGGACCACCAAGUUCGCAAGCUGGCUACCCAAUUGCUGGUGGACCUGGCAGAGGGUUGCAACACCCAUCACUUUAACAGCUUGCUGGAUAUUAUAGAAAAGGUGGCGUCACAUUCCCUGCUGCCGCCUCCCGAACUGGAAGAAAGAGACCUUCUCUCUUAUUCUGCCUCUUUAGAGGAUGUGAAGACUGCUGUGCUAGGCCUGCUAGUCAUUCUCCAGACCAAACUGUACAGCCUGCCUGCCAGCCACGCCACCCGUGUUUACGAGAUGCUGGUCCAUCACAUUCAGCUCCACUAUAAAUACAAGUACAGCCUCCCAAUUGCUGCAAGCAUCCGAUUGCAGGUGUUUGACUUCUUGCUUUCACUUCAGGCUGACUCCCUCCACCGACUGGGCCUGGCCACCAAAGAUGGCCCUGUGAGAUUUAGUCCUUACUGCCUCUGUGACUUUGUGGAGCCUGAGAAGAAGCCUGCCGGUGCCCUCUCCCCUCCCUCAGGAAGCCCUAGCCUGCCCCCCUCAAGUACAGCCAUCCGUACCGGGCAUUUACCCUACUCUCUGCUCUUUGGAGUUCUCCUACAAUGCUUAAAGCAGGAGACAGACUGGAAAGUACUGAAGCUGGUUCUGAACAAAUUGCCCAGGUCUUUGCAGUACAAGGUGCUUUAUUUGACCUCCCCUUGCAACAUUGACCAGCUCUCUUCAGCCCUCUGUAAUAUGCUUACAGACAAAAAGAUGACCGAACGACUAAGGGGCAUCCCAGAAGGACUUUCCCGGAAUGACUUGCACCUGGCUGUGGUUCCAGUCUUGACUGCUUUGAUCUCUUACCACAGUUACCUGGACAAAGCCAAGCAGCGGGAGAUGGUUUACUGCCUGGAGCAUGGGCUGAUCUAUCGCUGUGCCAACCAGUGCGUCGUGGCUCUGUCCAUCUGUAGUGUGGAGAUGCCGGAUAUUAUCAUCAAAGCCCUGCCUGUCCUGAUCGUCAAACUGACCCAUAUUUCAGCUACAGCCAACAUGGCCAUUCCACUGCUCGAAUUCCUUUCAACACUGGCCCGACUGCCUCAUCUCUAUAGGAAUUUUGCCGCAGAACAGUAUGCCAGUGUGUUUGCCAUCUCCCUGCCCUACACAAACCCCUCCAAGUUUAACCAGUACAUUGUCUGCCUGGCGCACCAUGUUAUAGCCAUGUGGUUCAUCAAGUGCCGCCUCCCUUUCCGGAAAGACUUUGUACCCUACAUUACCAAGGGUUUACGAUCAAAUGUCCUCCUUUCCUUUGAUGAUACCCCUGAGAAGGACAGCUUCCGUGCUCGUAGUACAAGUCUGAAUGAAAGGCCAAAGAGUUUUAAAAUAGCCAAAAGUGCCAGGCAAAGCUUGAAUAACUCUCCUCCAGUGAAAGAGCUGAAAGAACCCUCGCCAGCUGAUGCCUUCCGGUCUCGCAGCAUCAGCGUCUCUGACCAUGCCGCCCACAGUCGGAUACAGACUUCCAUCACCAGCUCCAGCCUGGGGUCGGCGGAUGAGAACUCAAUGGCCCAGGCAGAUGACAACCUAAAAAAUCUCCACUUAGAAUUGACAGAAACCUGCCUUGACAUGAUGGCCCGAUACGUCUUCUCCAACUUCACCGCGGUGCCGAAAAGGUCUCCUGUGGGAGAGUUUCUCCUGGCUGGAGGGAGGACCAAGACCUGGCUGGUGGGGAACAAGCUGGUGACCAUCACAACAAGUGUUGGGACGGGAACCAGGUCACUUCUGGGUCUGGACUCUGGGGAGCUACAAAGCAGCACAGAAUCAAGUUCGGACCAUAACUUGCAAGUCAGACAGGCAAAAGAGGCACCGGCCAAACUGGAGUCUCAGGCUGGUCAACAAGUGGUUCGAACCCGCAACAGAGUCAGGUCAAUGUCUGGCGGCCAUGCUUUAAGGGUUGGUGCAUUAGACAGCUCCUCCUCCCAUUUCUCAACCCCUUCGAUGCCCCAGGGACCUCAGGGCUCCUCUGCUACUCGGUCAGAUAAGGUAGUUUCUGGGGCUCUGCAGAAGGAGAAGGCCAACCUGGCUGCCUACGUCCCACUCCUGACCCAAGGAUGGGCUGAAAUACUGGUGCGGAGGCCAACAGGUAACACCAGCUGGUUGAUGAGUCUGGAGAAUCCACUGAGUCCCUUCUCUUCAGAUAUCAACAACAUGCCCCUGCAGGAGCUUUCCAACGCCCUCAUGGCAGCUGAGCGGUUCAAGGAGCACCGGGAGACAGCCUUGUACAAGUCGCUCUCAGUCCCUUCCACCAGCUUGCCCACAGGAACGGCCAAGCCCUCCCUCCUGCAACGCUCCAACACAGUGGCUUCUUUCUCUUCCGUGUAUCUGACCAGUUCUCAAGAAAAGUUGUACAGGAGCAUUUCUUGGGCAGAAUCUGCUGUUGUUCUGGAAGAAGGAAGCCCCCCAGACUCUGAUCUGAAAGAAAAGGCGUCUCACCCAGAAUCUCAGGAGAUUGAAGACUUUGAAGGUGUCUGUCCUGACCAAGGCCUUGGCGAGGAGAAGUUGAACAAAGGCCAUGGAACAUACAGUCGGUCUUCUUCAACAUCCAGUCAAGAGGAAAAAUCCCUGAAGCCAGAAGACUUGGCAUCCAUCGGCAUUCCCAUUGAAGGAACCCGGAACCUGGAAGACAGCCGGGCUUUUGAGGCCCUCUCCUUCCAACCUUCCCAGCCCCUCAGUAAGUCCAGCUCAUCUCCAGAGCUUCAAACUCUUCAGGAGGUGCUCAAGGAUCCUGGUGGUGAAGAUCCGGCUGGAAAACUGAGCAGCGACGUCAAAUCCAAGUCCCAGUCGGGACACUUGGAAGGAGAGACAGCGUCCAGCUGGUUGGGCAAAGGAGAAAAUGAGAAGGCUGCUGGAGGAGCCCGGGUGGGGGGCAGUGUCCCUGCCUCUUCCCCCCAUUCCCCUACCGGCCAUCGCCCCCGCGGGUACACCAUCUCCGACUCAGCCCCCUCAAGGAGGGGCAAGAGGAUUGAGAGAGACCCCUUCAAAGGCAGGGCAGCCGCCUCCAAUGCAGAGAAGGUGCCAGGAAUCAAUCCCAGUUUCGUGUUCCUGCAGCUGUACCACUCUCCUUUCUUUGGCGAUGAAUCUAACAAACCCCUCUUGCUGCCAAAUGAGACUUUUGAAAGAUCUGUUCAGCUCUUGGACCAGAUCCCUCCCUAUGACACCCACAAGAUUGCUGUGUUGUAUGUUGGAGAAGGCCAGAGCAACAACGAACUGGCCAUCCUAUCCAAUGAACAUGGCUCCUAUCGGUACACGGAGUUCUUGACUGGCCUGGGAAAACUCAUUGAACUCAAAGACUGCCAGCCAGACAAGAUUUACCUGGGCGGUCUGGAUGUGGGCGGCGAGGAUGGGCAGUUUACCUACUGCUGGCACGAUGACAUCAUGCAAGCCAUUUUCCACAUCGCUACUUUGAUGCCCACCAAGGACUUAGACAAGUAUCGUUGCGACAAGAAACGGCACCUGGGGAACGACUUUGUUUCCAUAAUUUACAACGACUCAGGGGAAGACUUCAAACUGGGAACUAUCAAGGGCCAGUUCAACUUUGUGCAUGUUGUCAUCAAGCCACUGGAUUACAACUGCAACCUGCUUACUCUCCAGUGCCGGAAAGAUAUGGAAGGACUUGUUGACGCCAGUGUGGCAAAGAUCAUCUCUGAUAAAAACCUGCCAUUUGUAGCCCGUCAGAUGGCUCUACAUGCCAAUAUGGCAUCUCAUGUCCACCACAGCCGCUCCAACCCCACGGAUACCUACCCCUCGAAAUGGAUUGCUCGGCUGCGUCACAUCAAGAGGCUCCGACACAGGAUCCGGGAGGAAACCCAGUACCAGGGAUCUGGUUUUCCUGCCAUGCACCCUCCUGUCCCUACAAAAGCUUCUGCCCACAUCCCCCAAGACCCAGCUCCUACCUAUGAAACGGGGCAAAGGAAACGCUUGAUCUCCUCAGUGGAUGACUUCACAGAGUUUGUUUAACACAGCUUGAGUCUGGGCUGGUGUCCCCCCAGACUCCCAACGGCUGACUCAGAAGGAUUUGCUUUCAGCCCUCACUCCAAUCCUGGAUGUGUCACCACCAUUUUGACCUCUGUUUGAUUUGUGGCCUCACUGUGACUUUACUCACAUGGUCUCUUUUUGGUAGCUGCUGAUCCUUUGAUACCACAGAGCCACUUUGACUCUGGGUUAUUUUUAACCAGCGCCUUUGGGGUAAGUGUCUCCAAGCAGGUGUGGGUGCAACAGGGCUGUGUGAUGCUUGUUGAACUGGUGAGACUGACAGUCCUGGAGUGUCCCUGUCCACAGUCCAUCCGUGGCCAUUUUCACAAAAAUCUUACCUUCAGGUGACGGCUGGUGAUUGGCUUUUUCUAGUGGGCAGGACAGGAGGAAGUGAGGAAGAAUUAAGUUCUGCAAGUCUAAAUAGUCUGGCUUUGAGGUUGGUUUAGAUGCCCAAAGUGGAGACCUCGGAGGAGUUUGACAUUUGGGACUAAUCUUAGGUAAGCCUUUGCUUACAUCUGCUCCCAGCAGAACUGAGACCUAGACUUAAAUUUAGGGAAAAGAAAGGUAUUGUGAGAAUUUGAGACAGAGGAAUCCCCUGCCUUUCCGUUGUUGAAGUACAUGGAACCUGGAGGCUUGCUGGGAAGAAACGUGCCACUCCUGCUCUGUCUUCACUGGCCUAGGAUUUUCUCUUACAGUAGGAAGAGGAGGUGGCUUUUGCUGUUGCUGAACCCAGAGGCCCUCAAGGACUUUGAUGGCUUUCUUUAUCACUGUUCUUCCUUGGAAAAGUGUGAGUGGUACAGACUCUAAACUCCCUCCUCAGGAAAGAAUCAUUCACCCAUUGGCCAAAGGUCCUCUGAAACUUCUUGACUCCAGUCUUAUUUGGCAAAUAAUGUCUUACUAUAACAUUGUUCAUGGAAUAAAGGUCUUUGAAUGGC
Sceloporus undulatus (fence lizard) is the source of this 6320-nucleotide messenger RNA. It is a transcript of the gene TSC2, whose product is annotated as TSC complex subunit 2. Gene Ontology annotation, molecular function: GTPase activator activity. Gene Ontology annotation, biological process: negative regulation of phosphatidylinositol 3-kinase/protein kinase B signal transduction; negative regulation of Wnt signaling pathway; regulation of cell cycle. Gene Ontology annotation, cellular component: nucleus; cytoplasm; TSC1-TSC2 complex. NCBI's taxonomy places the organism in Eukaryota, Metazoa, Chordata, Lepidosauria, Squamata, Phrynosomatidae. The record is from RefSeq and is a predicted model, not a curated record.